Molecule: messenger RNA, 3043 nt
Organism: Periophthalmus magnuspinnatus
Lineage: Eukaryota; Metazoa; Chordata; Actinopteri; Gobiiformes; Gobiidae
Product: versican core protein-like
Exons: 14
Coding region: 1-2058 (685 amino acids)
Biological process (GO): cell adhesion
Molecular function (GO): hyaluronic acid binding; calcium ion binding
Source: RefSeq, a predicted model, not a curated record
AUGUCCCAGACCAAGAUGAGCAACAUGGAGAUGGAGAUUGGUCUUGAACUGCAGCACGGCGACCCUUCCAGCCAAACAGAGAAGAAGAAGCACUCUGCUGCCUCUGCCACAGCUACCAAUGCUCUGUCCAUUAUCAGGCCUGUCAAAGGUUUGCUUUCGGGGAAGGUGAAUCUUCCCUGCUUCUUUUCAACAAUCCCGACCUCAGCCCCAAUCAUCAGUCCAAAUGAAACCAUAAUUUAUAUGAGAGAUUAUCUGCGUAUCAAAUGGACCAGAAUAGAUGCAAAUUCUGAAUCCACUGUACUGGUGGCACAAAAUGGGGUUAUCAAGAUUGCCUCCAGUUAUCGCAACCGGGUGUCAGUGCCCAGUCACCCUGAGGACGUGGGUGAUGCCUCUUUGACAAUGGUGAAGCUGCGGGCCAGUGAUGCCGGGACAUAUCGCUGUGAGGUCAUGUACGGCAUCGAGGACACACAUGACACAGUGAACCUGGAUGUCAGCGGCGUUGUCUUUCACUAUCGCGCAAGCACAAGCAGGUACACUCUAGACUACCAGAAAGCCAUUGAAACCUGUCAGAACAUCGGGGCGACCAUCGCCACAUAUGAUCAGCUAAAAGCGGCCUAUGAAGACGGCUUUGAUCAGUGUGACGCUGGGUGGAUUGCUGACCAGACAGUAAGAUAUCCAAUUACACGGCCAAGAAAGGGCUGCUAUGGAAACCUCAAAACUAAACCUGGCGUAAGGAGCUAUGGGAUACGUAAGCCAUCUGACACGUACGAUGUCUACUGUUAUGUCGACAAACUUGAUGGUGAAGUCUUCUACGCUCCUGUGGCACAGAAGAUGACUUUAGAGGAAGCUAGAGAAGAGUGUAUUAAGAGGAAUGCUGUACUGGCAAGUCCUGGGCAGCUCCAUGCUGCGUGGCGUCUAGGCCUUGACCAGUGUGACUACGGCUGGCUAUCUGACGGCAGUGCACGACACCCUGUUUCUGUACCCAGAAUCCAAUGCGGUGGAGGCCUACUUGGUGUUAGGACUAUGUAUCGCCAUAGAAACCAAACAGGCUUCCCACAUGCAAAUAAAAAGCUUGGAGCAUACUGUUUUAAAGGGAUUUACUCAUGCACAGAAAAUGUCUGUCUCAAUGGUGGAACUUGCCACAAGACCGGCAGCAUCUUUGUAUGUAGCUGUGCCCCUGGUUACAAUGGUGUUAACUGUGAAACAGAACUUGAUGAGUGCCAUUCCAACCCUUGUCGCAAUGGAGGGACAUGUAUUGAUGGUCUGGCUAGCUUCACAUGUGUGUGUCUCCCAAGCUACUCUGGGCUGUACUGUGAGGAAGAUACAGAAACAUGUGACUACGGCUGGCACAAGUUCCAGGGACACUGUUAUAAAUACUUCCCUCAGAGAAGAAACUGGGAUACAGCAGAGAGAGAGUGCCGUAUGCUUGGGGCUCACCUCACUAGCAUCCUGUCUCAUGAGGAACAACAGUUUGUGAAUCGUCUUGGACAAGACUACCAGUGGAUUGGUCUGAAUGACAAAAUGUUUGACAGUGAUUUCCGAUGGACUGAUGGCAGACCUGUGCAAUAUGAAAACUGGAGGCCCAGCCAGCCUGAUAGUUUCUUCUCCUCGGGUGAGGACUGUGUAGUGAUGAUUUGGCAUGAGGAUGGCCAGUGGAAUGAUGUUCCUUGCAACUACCACCUUACAUACACAUGCAAGAAAGGCACAGUGGCAUGUAGCCAACCCCCCCUUGUAGAAAAUGCAAGGACCUUUGGCAAGAAGCUGGAGAGAUAUGAGAUCAACUCUUUAGUGAGAUACCAGUGCAGAACCGGGUUCAUCCAGCGGCAUGUGCCCACUAUUCGGUGCCGCGGAGAUGGCCGAUGGGAUAUUCCUAAAAUAGCCUGUAUAAAUCCUUCAGUCUAUCAGAAGGCUUAUUACAGGAGACAUCAACAUAAAAGUCUUUACAGCAUCAACAAUUUUAGGCGUCGACCAGAAGAACUUACACAGUUCCAACAGUUCCAGUAUCCACUCUACCGCACAAGAAGGGAUCGGAAUGAACAGCGGAAAAAAAGGAGAUAAAAGCAUCUGAUUAAACUAAUGGAAUAGCACAAACAUAUUAGGAAAUGUAUUACACAGACUUUUUCCUUUUGAAUGAAAAUGAAACCAUUUGAAGUCACUUUUUAUCAAGCAGCACUGUUGUUCAUCCUAGCAAAUUUAGUUUGGAACAUUUAUAUUGCUUUUUUGAAGCAUUUGGCCUUUUUUGCCACAGGGUUAUCAAAUCGCAUGAUUUCAUACUCAUUUAGUAUUAUAGCGCUUAUUGUGACCUAUUUUUAUAACAAGUCUUGAGGAACCUGUUGGGACAAACGUAAUGCAACACUGAAUGACCACAAUUUCCAACAGAAGUAUUACUUCUAUCAUCUGGUGAGAAAUGAACAUGGUAAAUUAUAGGAGAGCUUUAAAAGUUUCCUUAUUAGGUAAACCAGCAGGUAUAUAAUGUCUGUUAUCCACACACAACAAAACUUGUGUUUACUUACAGUUGUUGUGCUAUGUCUAAGAAAACACUGUAUUAGUUAAAUUUUCUCCCUGCUACAUUGUGAGAAUGUAUUGUGUUAAAUACUCACAGAGACUUGAAUGAAACGGCUGAGAAGCAUCUAACUUAUUUUCAAGCUGCUUUAUAACUCUUCGUGUGAUCCUCUCAGCAGUGACCCUGAAGUGCUCAUCAUGUGUUUUUGUGUAUUAGUCCAGAGACCAGCAGCAAUCAUGAACUGUUAAACUGGACACUGAAGACAAAACAAUGACUUUGUAUUUUUUUUUAUACUGGCUGUGGACCAAAGAACUGGGAGGGCUCUGUCGACUGCAGUAAGCGGAUGCUCACUGGAGUCCCCAUGUUUGAUACGUCUGCCUGUGAAUGUGUGUUUGAUCUAAUGUGCACAUAAUAUCUAUAUAUUUAUAACUUUUACAAUGUGAAUGUUUGGGAUGUUUGUGAAUUAUUAUUUUUUUAAGAUAUGAUUGUUUCCUGCUUUAAAUCACAGAAAUAAAUAAAUACAUUAAUUUCUAAUUGCAA